This is a messenger RNA of Vitis vinifera (wine grape), 989 nucleotides long. RefSeq lists its product as uncharacterized. The transcript has 4 exons. The coding region runs from base 93 to 728 and encodes 211 amino acids. The record is from RefSeq and is a predicted model, not a curated record. NCBI's taxonomy places the organism in Eukaryota, Viridiplantae, Streptophyta, Magnoliopsida, Vitales, Vitaceae.
CAGCGAAUUUUCCCUCCAUUUCAGGUUUAGAAUCUCCUACAAUCUUCUCCUGAUGUAGAGGAGAAGAGUUCAGAGUUGUGAAAUGGCAAGACAUGGACAAAGCUGAGAGAACUGAGAGAAGACCACUCAGAAGAAUCCCCCUCUCCGACUGCACCAACACAGCUGCUGCCGCCGUCUCCGAAGGCGUCCGCACCGCCAAGUCAUCGACGGCAAAGUCUGUAGCCAGACCCACAAAGCCCCAUCCCUCCAAAAAGAGGAAGCCCGAGCAGAAUAGCUCUAGCAGGUCCGAUACCGGAUCCAACGAUAUCCGCAAUGCCCCAAACCCUAGCUCCCUUAACGACGCCGUUUCGCCUCCGCCGCCCAAAGCUUCGACCCCUGUUCGCGCCUCCAAGUCUUCAUCGAAUUUGAGUUCUGGUAAAGUAGAUGAUGAUGUUUUUGAACCACUUACUGUCUACAAUCGAAGAAAUACUGCAGCAAAACGGAAGGGUAAAGAGAAGGCAGUGGCCGAGCCUUUGAGUUGUCCUCCUUUGGAAAGGAUGAGGAACGAACUUAAUAAGGAUGGAGAUACUCGUGUAUCCAAGUCAUACACAGCUCCUAAUCGAAAGAAACAGCGUGUUCCCAAAAAUGACUUGUCACAAGAUUUUAUUGAGGAGCAGAAAGCUUACUUUGCAGAGGUUGAUGCAUUUGAACUACCAGAAGAGGUUGUGUCUGACAGUGAGUUGGAGUAACUGGAAUCCUUACAAUAAGGCGGGUUGACCAAUCAUGGCACCAUUUAUACUCCUUGUUUUCUGUAUAGUUAAAAAUGAUCUAUUUGAUGUUGAAAAUGUCUAAUGUUUUUCCAAAAGGUCUCACUGUACACACAACUCUGGAAGUCCCAACUCGAAGUAGUCGGUAAACUAAUCAAUUUGAUCUUUUCUUAAGGUCCAAACGCAGCCAGACAAGAAAUGGUAGCUCAACACAAUAAAAUCCAAAUCGGUGUAUUCAUAUUC